This is a messenger RNA of Sinocyclocheilus rhinocerous, 3253 nucleotides long. Its product is annotated as activating transcription factor 7-interacting protein 1-like. Gene Ontology annotation, cellular component: nucleus; transcription regulator complex. Gene Ontology annotation, molecular function: protein binding; transcription coregulator activity. The transcript is spliced from 14 exons. NCBI's taxonomy places the organism in Eukaryota, Metazoa, Chordata, Actinopteri, Cypriniformes, Cyprinidae. The record is from RefSeq and is a predicted model, not a curated record. Gene Ontology annotation, biological process: regulation of DNA-templated transcription. The coding region runs from base 290 to 2755 and encodes 821 amino acids.
UACACUGCAGAGGUGCUGUCAGCCCGCUCUCACUGUAGCCUACAGGCAGUCACCUUGUGCAGCUGUCUGUAUGACUGUAUGUGAUUCCGUUGCGUGACGAUAAAGACGUUACUAACAGAAUCCGCGUUUUUAAACGUGUAUAAUACGAAACAGAGACCGUCGUAGUAACAUAUUUUUGGAGAUACCGGUUGUAAGGCGCUCCGACUGAUCAAAAGAUUGGGAUCCUCAAGUGACUGGCUUUCAAAUCCAUGAACAGGAAAGUACGAGACAUCACAGAAGCCUGGUGAAAAUGGAAGUUGCUGUACCAGAGGAACCUCAGAAGAAAAUCUUUCGUGCACGCAAAACGAUGAAGAUGAGCGAUCGGCAGCAACUGGAAGCUCUGCACAACACCUUGACAACCACCACCUCCUGCUCUGCCUCUUACUCAUCUUCCUCCUCACGACCUCAGACACCACUGGUGAAUGGCGCCCACACCGAAAAGGAGAAAGAGAAAGUCAAGGAGAAAGACUUGAAUCAUAAAGAGGCCGAAUUGAUGUCACCUGCCCCUGAUUCAGCUCGCGGUUCCCCUUCUCCAUCUUUCACCCUCUCUCGAUCCCCUUCUCCACCCAACACACAAACUACCUCGCCUUCUAUGGAUCUUGACGACCCCCUUGUGGCUGCCGAAGAGAAAAAGGAGACAAGCAAUAAAAGUUCCUCCUCUUCUCUUUCUGCUUCCCCCUCUGGGUUGAACUGUGAUCCAGAGGUUAAAGAAGGAUUUCUGUGCUUAAGCGAAGAGGAUGAAAUCCAAGCAGACAAAGAUGAAAACAAGGAGAGUAGUGAGGAGGAGAAGAUGAAUGAAGAUGAUGAGAAAGAGGACCAAAAAGACGAAAAAGGCACUUCUGAGAACGCAGGAGCAGACAACAGUCCCCCUGCUGGUACAAAGAGAUCAUUGUCUGAGGAGAAAGAUGAAGAUGACAAAGAAAUCGAGGAGGAGAGAGAUGGAAAACGAGCAAGGCUGGAGGGUGAGGAGCUGGAGGCUCAGCUAGAGCUGAAAAUCACAGCCAGUGCUGGGAGCCGCCAUAAACUGGAGAAGAUGGUACAGCAGUUAGUUGAGGAACGGUUACGGGUGCUGCAGUUGACUGUAUUUGACCGAAGCAUAAAAGAGCUGAAAGAGAGAGUGGAGAAGAUUGACAAUGCAACCAAACAACAGAAUACGGUGCAGCAUUUUAACACGCUACAGGCCAAGAUUUCCCGGCUGGCCAAAAAGUUUGGUGCUGCUAAUCAGGCCUCGGAGAACUCAAAGAGAACUCAAGAGGCUCAUGCUGCCUCCGCUGCUGCUCAGGCCAACAAUGCAACCAACAUGACUAUCCCGCAACGUACUGUUAAAACCAUGAUGGAUUCCAAACUGUCCAGUGCACCCGCUGGUUCUAAUACACCUGCAAUCCCAGCCCAGCCCAAACCUCUGUCCACACCGACUACACCAACCUCCUCCGCACUAGCUUCUCCUGCACCCAUUCUACAGAUCAUCUCCACAACUACAAGCUCCACUCCCUCAUCCACCUCUUUGCCUGGCCAGUCUCAGACAGGCACCCUACUACUUAAGACUGGACCCAGUACAGGGGUCAUGACUAGCACCCCAGCAACAUCAGGGGGUCAGUCAGUGUCUAUUCAGCCGCUUUUGAUUCAGCUGCCUUUAGCGAUGGCAAAUGGGCAAAGUGGGGCAUUGGUUAGUACUGCUGGUGGUGUCGGUUUAAUACCGGUGUCGUCAUUAUCUACGGUUAGUAGCAACAAUAAGGCAAAGAUGACUACACCUGCCACCACCUUCAUCCUUCAAAAGCCAGCAGGCAAUGUUGUUUCAUCUUCCUCGACAUCGUCAGCUCCGGCGGUAUCGUUAGCGAGAGCCGUGUAUCCGGGUGGCACAGGGACCGUUAGUUCACCCAGCACAGGGAUAUCCGUGACAACAGCUCGAACACCUAUGCAGUGUGCUGCUGUCGUGGGAGUGUCUACAGCGGCCUCUUCUCCAGGAACCACAGGAGCUGCGGCGACAGGAUCAGCAGCAGCUGCAGCUGGUCCACCAUCGGCUUCCGCACUGGCCUCAAAGACAGAUAAUCAGGCCUCAACACCGAAAACACCCUCUCAGACCGGGCGUCCCAAAGGUUCUGUGAUAGAUCUGACUGAAGAUGAUGACGAUGUUCAAGUGACUGGAGUCCAGAAAGCCACUGUUUCCCCCAUCACUACCCAGCGUGCAUCUGGGCCGCCUGCUUUAGUCAGCUCUACCACUAAUGCUGGAGCUCGAUCAGCUCAACGUUCCUCUGUGGAUUCUCCAUCCCGUCCAAGCUCCUCUUCCUCCACCACUCUUCCACCAUUACCACUGGCACCAUCGCCACCGGCACGUCUCCCACCCGAGGCCGCCCACACAUCCCCUCCGCAGCAGCCCCAACUUAAACUGGCCCGCGUCCAGAGCCAAAACGGGAUCGUCCUAUCCUGGUGUGUUGCAGAAACUGACCGCAACUGCGCCGCUGUAGAUACCUAUCACCUGUACGCCUAUCACCAGGACCACCAGGGGGCAGCAUCGGGCACUGGUGCAUCGGCUCAGUCACUGUGGAAGAAGAUCGGGGAGGUGAAGGCGCUGCCGCUGCCCAUGGCAUGCACCUUGACCCAGUUUGUCUCGGGAUCGACAUAUUAUUUUGCCGUCAGGGCCAAAGAUGUGUACGGCCGCUUCGGUCCUUUCUGUGAUCCGCAGUGCACUGAUGUCAUUAACCCUGCGUCAUCCUAAGAUAAUUCCAAACGAGGGUGAGAUGGUACAGAAGGACGUGGCCGACGGAAGUAUGACGGGAGAUUUGUAACGGUUACAAAAUUGUUAACUAUGUGCAGACCACUGGUUUAGUCUUGCCCUUUGUGUUAGGAAUUGUAGGGAAUUCAAAUAGGUUGUCUAAUGCAAAUGGAAAUACAAAUAAUCAUCAGUGCAUACAGACACAUACACUAUUUGUUUCAUCUUUAUUUUACAAUAAGGAGGGAACUAUCAGACUUAGGUUGUGCUUGAAAUUGUAUUUUCCUUGUGCAGAAUGUUCAGAGUUAAGUAUUGUUUUUGAAUUUCUUUCUCUCUCUUUUUUUAUUUUAUUUUUUAAUAAAAUGAUAAUCAUUACGUUGCACAGAUGUUCCAAUAUAGGUCCCGGUUAGCUACAGGACAGGAAAGCUGAGGUGUUAAAGGUUUUGAAAUGUUUUUUGUCUGGUACCCAGACACUCCAAAAUGACACUCAAUAAAAGUAUUGAU